AUGUGGUCGUCCACCGGGCCAGCUCACGCCAAUACGAGGUACGGGAUGAUGUACGUCUUCCCGGAGCUCUACGAUCUCAACUCCGCCUUCCCCGAGAUCAUCCCCUCCGUGACGCGCCGCCCGAACGCGUACGUGGAGCGCAGCUUCCUGGUGGAGUCCCCCCGCGGCGAGCUGAUGCAGGUGGAGCUGCUCCGCCCCGUGACGGCCGCGGGAGGAGAAGGGUUCGUGGUACGCGUGCUGGACGAGUGCUGGGAGACGUGGGAGGACACGGAAGACAUCGGCGACGCCGCCGUGCUCGUGGAUGCGGCGGGCGCCGUGGCCGCGUCCACCAGGGUGUGUCCCGCGCUGAGGCCCAACACCGUGUACUAUGCCGUGGACCUGGAGGGGGAGACGCGGGUGUGGGCGUACAGGCUCGCGGGCAAGCACAAGCGCAUCGAGGUCGUGGAGGUGCUCCCGACGGCCGACGGGUACAGGGCGCCGUGCUUCUGGUUCGCGCCGGUGUACUCGCAGCGGCAGCCGUGA
Messenger RNA from Miscanthus lutarioriparius, 522 nucleotides. The record is from the annotation of a GenBank genome assembly. NCBI's taxonomy places the organism in Eukaryota, Viridiplantae, Streptophyta, Magnoliopsida, Poales, Poaceae.